AUCAUGAAGAAGAAAUCUCACACAAACAGAAUAGAUAUUUAUUUGAAGAACUAAGUCAAGAUAAUGAUUCAGAAGACUCUUAUUAUCAGAUAACUACUAUUGAUAUGACUACUUUGAUAGAUCUUGAUCUUCAAGAUGGAUGUAAUAUCAUGUCAAUUAAUAAUAUCAUUAGUUAUGAUAAAGCAAAUCAAAUAAGGAUUAGUGAAGAAAGUUUAUUAGAUAAUAAUAGUUCUAAUUCUUUACUAAUUGAGGAGAUUGUUGAUUUAUGUACAGAAUAUUUUAGAGAAGGACAUUCUGAAACUUUUGUAGCAACACAAAUUCAAAAUGUUCAAAAUAUUUCUUCUAGUAAUUUAGAUUAUGAUCUAUCUGAUAUAUUAAGUAGUUUUUUAGAAUAG
This is a messenger RNA of Ambispora leptoticha, 395 nucleotides long. NCBI's taxonomy places the organism in Eukaryota, Fungi, Glomeromycota, Glomeromycetes, Archaeosporales, Ambisporaceae. The record is from the annotation of a GenBank genome assembly.